Messenger RNA from Lathyrus sativus (Indian pea), 480 nucleotides. Lineage: Eukaryota; Viridiplantae; Streptophyta; Magnoliopsida; Fabales; Fabaceae. The record is from the annotation of a GenBank genome assembly.
AUGUCAUCUUAUUCUUCAUCGAUUCUUGUAAUCCAAAUUCCAACAGCAACAACGGUUUCUGCCAUGAAGCAGAUGGCGCUUUUCAAACCUCUCAAUCUGAAUUUUCAAAACGGCAGAGGCAUCCAACGGCAGUUGAAUCACCGCGGUCGCUGCCACAGCUCUGUUAAGCCAUUGCGGUUACGGUGCUCAACUCCUUCUAGUGGAGGGGACCGCCUCCAUGAUGAUGCUAUUGUUCUCCAUGUUCGGGGAAUGAUGUGUGAGGGAUGUGCAUCUAGCGUCAAGAAAAUUCUAGAAACUCAAGCACAAGUGUUAUCUGCGACUGUGAAUUUAGCAUCAGAGACAGCACUAGUUUCACCUAUAUUAUCUGAUGAAGAUAAAAUUCCACCAAAUUGGCAAAAGCAAUUAGGAGAAACACUUGCAAACCAUUUAACUACGUGUGGUUUUACUACUACCCUUAAAGGUCAGGAAGAUAGUGACUAA